ACCAGUUAAUCGCUUCUCGCUUCUCUUUUCUCUUUCCUUCCGAAUCCAUUUAUAAGGAAGGCUGUUUCUUCUUGUAAUUUCGUUUUCCUCUCCAUUCCCACUCUAUAUUUUCUUUUGCCUUUUCCACCUAAACAAAAAGUUUUCCAUCAUUUUUCAAAACUUUUUUCGUUUUCCGUUUCCGCUUUCAAUUCGCCGCCAUCAUUUUGAUAUUUUUUCCUUUUUUUUCUUUUUAAAUUUCUUAUCUCUCUGCCACUCGUUGAUGGUCAUCUAAAAUUUCUAUCUGGAAAAAGCGUCUUUCUUCGAAGAAACAUUCAAUUCGUGAAAGAUGGUUGCCUUUGGGAAAAAGUUGAAGCAAAGACAAAUUGAAGAAUGGCAAGGAUAUUAUAUCAACUAUAAGCUAAUGAAGAAAAAAGUAAAACAAUAUGUCCAUCAAAUUGAAGUUGGUACACAAGAUCGUCGACAUGUUCUUAAGGACUUUUCAAGAAUGCUGGAUAGUCAGAUUGAGAAGAUUGUCCUUUUUCUCUUGGAACAACAAGGGUUACUUGCAAGCAGGAUAGCCAAGCUGGGAGAAAAGCAUGAUGCUCUUCAGAACCGACCUGAAAUAUCCCAAAUAUCUGAACUACGAGAAGCUUAUAGAGAUGUAGGGCGAGAUCUUUUGAAGCUUCUGUUCUUUGUCGAGAUCAAUGCCAUUGGUCUACGUAAGAUACUGAAGAAGUUUGAUAAACGAUUUGGCUAUAGAUUCACUGAUUACUAUGUGAAGACUCGUGCUAAUCAUCCUUACUCUCAGCUGCAGCAAGUGUUUAAGCAUGUGGGGAUAGGGGCUGUUGUAGGAGCUGUGUCUCGUAAUCUUCAUGAACUUCAAGAUCGUCAAGGAAGCUACUUAUCAAUAUAUGAUCAACCUUCUCUUCCCCUCCAGGAUCCCGUCAUUGAUUCAAUAAAAGCAGCUGUAGAUAGGUUAACCCAUUCAACAAAUUUCCUAAACUUUAUGGCACAACAUGCACUCAUUAUGCAAGAAGAGCUCCCUACUCCUGUAGGGGAACAAGUUGAUGAUCAGAGAUAUCAUUUUAUGUCACUUAUCUUGAACCUAGCAAACACAUUUCUCUAUAUGGUCAAUACAUAUAUUAUUGUCCCUACAGCAGAUGAUUACUCCUUGAGCCUUGGAGCUGCAGCAACAGUUUGUGGUGUUGUGAUUGGAAGUAUGGCAGUAGCACAGGUCUUUUCUUCGGUGUAUUUCAGUGCGUGGUCAAAUAAAUCAUACUUUAAACCUCUUAUAUUCAGCAGUAUUGUUCUUCUUGUGGGAAACACCAUGUAUGCUCUUGCUUAUGAUCUUAAUUCAAUUUGGGUACUUUUAGCUGGUCGUCUUUUCUGUGGAUUGGGAUCUGCUAGAGCAGUUAAUCGGCGUUAUAUCAGUGACUGUGUACCACUAAAAAUCCGCAUGCAGGCUUCAGCAGGUUUUGUCAGUGCCAGUGCUCUUGGAAUGGCUUGUGGUCCUGCUCUUGCUGGCUUACUGCAAACUAAUUUUAAGAUUUAUAAGCUUACAUUCAAUCAAGACACUUUGCCAGGAUGGGUUAUGGCUGUUGCAUGGCUUAUAUAUUUAAUUUGGUUGUGGAUCUCAUUUAGAGAACCUUCUCAUGAAACCGAAGAAAAUCAGAUACCACAGGAGUCUAAUGCUGAAAGAAUGGAGAAUGAUUCACUGGAGGAAGGACUUAAACAACCGCUGCUAAUUAGUUCAGAAGAUAAGCAAGAAGAUGAAGAUGGUGACCAAGACUAUGAUGAAAGUGAAGAAGCUGUUGAGGAGUCUCGCAGACCAGCCACUUCAAUUGGAUCAGCAUAUAGACUACUUACACCCUCUGUGAAGGUUCAGUUGUUGAUAUAUUUCAUGCUCAAGUAUGCAAUGGAGAUUCUACUCUCAGAAUCUAGUGUCGUUACCACAUACUAUUUUGGUUGGUCUACAAGCAAAGUGGCAAUUUUUCUUGCUUGUAUAGGGCUGACAGUUCUUCCAGUAAACAUUGUUGUGGGAAGCUACAUUAGCAACAUGUUUGAAGACAGGCAAAUUUUGUUGGCAUCUGAGAUUAUGGUUUUCGUAGGCAUUGUUCUGAGCUUCCACAUAAUAGUUCCAUAUUCUGUAUUACAAUAUGUCUGUUCAGGUCUCAUCAUGUUCGUUUCUGCUGAAGUGCUUGAAGGUGUUAAUUUGUCACUUCUCUCAAGAGUCAUGUCAUCCAGGCUUUCCCGUGGAACCUAUAAUGGCGGACUUCUUUCAACUGAAGCGGGAACACUGGCUAGAGUGAUUGCAGACGGCACUAUAACGCUGGCAGGAUAUUUAGGGGAAAGUAGGCUCUUGAAUAUAACCCUACUUCCUUCCUUACUGAUUUGCAUUGCAUCCAUUGUUGCCACCUGCUUUACCUAUAACUCUCUCUAUUGAUUCAUAUAAUAUAUUGUAUCAAAAGAGUUUCCUCCAUUCUAUUCUCAAUGCCAAUUCCUUAAUAUUUUUUGGCCCUCACGUGUGAGUGUUGUACAUUGAUAGAAAACUAGCUCAUUGAUUAUCUUCUUCAAUUUAUGGAAAUAAAUUUACAAGUUCUUUUUC
Ziziphus jujuba (common jujube) is the source of this 2584-nucleotide messenger RNA. RefSeq names its product SPX domain-containing membrane protein At4g22990. The record is from RefSeq and is a predicted model, not a curated record. Gene Ontology annotation, molecular function: transmembrane transporter activity. Gene Ontology annotation, biological process: transmembrane phosphate ion transport from cytosol to vacuole. Gene Ontology annotation, cellular component: plant-type vacuole membrane. The transcript is spliced from 11 exons. Bases 326 to 2422 code for a protein of 698 amino acids. Lineage: Eukaryota; Viridiplantae; Streptophyta; Magnoliopsida; Rosales; Rhamnaceae.